GGAAAAUGGACCAAUGGCUGCCGUCUGUCGCCCACCGCAUUCCAAAUCAGCCCUCGGCUUGCUCUUUCUGCCGAUGUCGCUUUAUCAAAUCAACAUCUUUUUCCUUCCCUGCUCAUCACUUGUCGGGUUCCCAAUUGAGGCCGCAGAGAAAAGCUGACCCGAACUCCUCCCCUUCCCAUCCCUACAAAGGGUCGCCCCAUUGAUUCCCUUGCUUGCUCCUCGUCGUUCCCUCAUCUAAAAUGCAUUUCCAGCAAAUAGAGUCCGCCGGCCCUGGUGCCGAAGCGCAAACGUUAAAGCCGCUCAAGACCUUCACGGAGAAGUCGUCCAGUCUGCCGUUCGGACAUCAUCUGCCCUUGGAAUCGAUAAGCGGGCCUACCUAUCUUACGGCCCAGACGCUCGUCCAGCAAGUUGCCUACACCCUCUCCGACAAAAUCUUCUCUUACUCGGCCGAGACCUUCGAUUUGGACAUCGCAAUAAAAUACUGGACUGAGCAGAAAGAGAAGAAUGCGUUUGGAUAUCAGACAGGGGUUUCCUCUUUGGAGGCGAGGACCGGUGCAGGAUCUAUUGCCCUGGGGUACAUGUUCUCGAGGGACUUCGACCUCAAGAAACGCCACAUUCCUCAGUCCAUCAUAGCGUCCUCGUCAACCCUGCACUACCUUCGACCCGUGCUGGACCAGCUCUCCCUCUUGUACUCGGUUGCAAACCCGUUGAUCGCCCAUAUUGCGGCUGUCGAUUAUACCGCCGAUUCUUCAGCGGGGCUGGUCUCUGACUAUGUCUCCUCUCUGACACUUGCCGAGGACUUGGGCAUGGGUCUUGUCUGCAGUCCGUCGGUGUUUGAGGCCCAGCACAUGUCGCUCUUUGCAACCUUGCUCUCGAGCGUUCUACCUACCAUCCAUACGUAUGACGGCAUUAGCGUCGGACGAGAGACUGCUAGGCUGGUAGAUACGUUAGACCAGGCCAGGCUGUACAACAGCUACCAGGCGGUUAUGGAGGCAGUUUCCGAAGUGGACAAGAAACAUUCGGACAACGAGGGGCGUGUCGUUCGUCUGCUUCAGGCCUUCAACGACGAGUUUGGAGAGGACUACAAGCUCUUUGACUACUAUGGGCACCAGGAGCCGGAGAGUGUCCUGGUCGUUUUCGGCACUGUAGAAGCCUCACUUUCUGCUCAGGUAGCCAACGCGCUUGCAAGGGAUGGCGACAAGCUGGGUGUCAUCAAUGUCCGCGUCUAUCGACCUUUCGUGGAGGAGGCCUUCCUUGAAGUCCUCCCGAAGAGUACACAGACUAUCGCUGUGCUUGGCCAAGUGAAGGACGAGGCCGCCGUCUUCGAUGCAGCCGAAUUUUCGAGACUCUAUUCCGAUGUCAUAGCUGCUGUUCAAUUCGCCUUCGACAGGAACAUGGAAGUCAUUGAUAUCAAAUACGCGCGCGAACAAGCUUGGACACCAAGCAACAUCCUCGACGUCUUUCAGCAAAUCUAUGGCGAGAAGACUCAGUCCGAGGAAGUCCGCUCUUACGUCGAUAUUCUCAACACCGCAGACGUCCGCCAAUACACGUUCUGGAAUCUGGACAAAUCACCGGCUGCCAAUGCGCCUGUCGCACUUGGAAAGCUUCUCUCCUUGGACUCAGCCAAAAAUGUAUUUGUUCGCUCUGGGCAUGACAACCUAGUCCGCGGUGGCGCUGUGCGACACGACAUUCGUAAUGCUGACUACACGAUUGAAGCACCCUACUCAGUCGAGCAAGCUGAUGUCUCUUUCGUCGGAGACGAGACCCUUCUGCACGAGUUCGAUGUGCUUAACAGUGUCAAGGCCGACAGCUCCUUGAUCAUUAAGCUUCCUGGUGCGAAGGAUGAGGAUAUUGAGAAACGUCUGUCGCCCGCUCUUCGAAAGACAAUUCUCAGCAAAGAUGUAGAGCUUUUCGUGCUCGACCCUACUCUUUCUGAAACUCUUACAGAAUACCCCACCCUUGAGACAUAUCUCACCCAACUGGCAUUCCUGAAGAUUGCCCGUGAAGACCUUUUGGUGUCUAGCCUGCCUAAAUUAGCUGCAAUCAAUGGGAGCUCCGAGAUCCUCGAAAAGCUUGCUGGAGAACUCCACACCACUCUUCGUGAGAUCGAUGUGCCUGUUGCAUGGGGCACUGUUGACGAAGACGUUCGGCCACUUCAACUCCCAUCCGAUAUCAACAUUAACAGCUUUGCUUCCUUCGACACCAUCGAACCGGAGCCGCCGUCGCUGCUUAAGUCCUGGGUAAUUGCUGCCAAGGGGUUGUCAUUCAAGGAAGCCUAUGGUACCGAAACGGUACUCCGUCCGGAUCUAGGCAUUAAAACAUUUGUUGCCCAUGUCAAGGAGCAUCGCCGCCUGACCCCACUUUCGUAUGACAGAAACAUCUUCCACAUUGAGUUCGAUCUGGGAGACUCGGGGCUCAAGUACGCCAUCGGUGAGGCUUUGGGCAUUCACGCUGAGAAUGACAAGACCGAGGUGGAGCAGUUCAUCAAGUGGUACGGCCUCAAUCCUGAGGAGAUUGUGGAAGUACCAUCUCGUGAAGAUGCUAACAUCCUUGUGAACCGGACCGUCUACCAAUCUCUAAUCCAGAACGUGGACAUCUUUGGUCGGCCACCUAAACGCUUCUAUGAAGCUCUGGCUGAGUUUGCCUCUGAUGAGAAGGAAAAGAAAGAGUUGUUGACCCUCGGCGGCCCUGAAGGAGCAGUCGAGUUUAAGCGUCGUGCUGAAGUGGACACAAUCACCUUUGCCGAUAUCCUGCUUGAAUUCCCAUCCGCGCACCCCUCCUUCCAUGACAUCGUUCGCAUUGUUAGCCCGAUGAAACGCCGAGAGUACUCAAUUGCUUCGUCACAGCACGUCACGCCUAACUCUGUUUCCCUCCUUAUCGUUACUGUGAACUGGGUUGACCCCCAGGGCCGCGAUCGCUUCGGUCAAGCUACACGCUACCUUAACGGCCUGAAUGUUGGCGCUCCAGUCACCGUCUCGGUCAAGCCAUCUGUCAUGAAGCUACCGCCCAAAACCACUGCCCCUAUCAUCAUGGCAGGUCUCGGCACUGGUCUCGCCCCAUUCCGUGCCUUUGUUCAGGAAAGAGCCUUCCAAAAACAGCAAGGUCACGACAUUGGCGAGGUCCUUUUAUAUAUGGGCUCUCGCCACCAACGCGAAGAGUACCUCUACGGCGAGGAAUGGGAAGCUUAUCAAGACGCCGGGAUCAUCACAUUACUCGGCCGCGCCUUCUCGCGUGAUCAGCCACAGAAGAUCUACAUUCAAGAUCGCAUGCGACAAACUCUCUCAGAUAUCCGGAAAGCGUACUUGCGAAAUGAGGGAAGCUUCUAUCUCUGCGGUCCAACGUGGCCAGUGCCGGAUGUUACGGAGGUGCUGCAGGAGGCGGUCGAGGUGGAGUACUUGGCAAAACAUGGCAGGGGUGGUAGGAAGGUAGAUAGUAGGAGGGAGAUUGAGACCCUCAAGGAGGCACAGAGGUAUGUGCUUGAGGUCUAUUAAGUGGAGUUCCGGGCCGCGAUAUGCAAACACAAGAUUUUAGUGUACAUAGGCCUGAUUUCAAUAUCAAUCCGUGAAGUAGCCUAUCAACAUGAUAAUC
This is a messenger RNA of Lindgomyces ingoldianus, 3588 nucleotides long. Its product is annotated as sulfite reductase flavo protein component. The record is from RefSeq and is a predicted model, not a curated record. The coding region runs from base 240 to 3491 and encodes 1083 amino acids. Gene Ontology annotation, cellular component: cytosol. The transcript has a single exon. Gene Ontology annotation, molecular function: sulfite reductase (NADPH) activity; oxidoreductase activity, acting on the aldehyde or oxo group of donors; FMN binding. NCBI's taxonomy places the organism in Eukaryota, Fungi, Ascomycota, Dothideomycetes, Pleosporales, Lindgomycetaceae.